Messenger RNA from Patiria miniata (bat star), 2348 nucleotides. Its product is annotated as DNA repair protein XRCC2-like. Gene Ontology annotation, biological process: DNA strand invasion; double-strand break repair via homologous recombination. Gene Ontology annotation, cellular component: Rad51B-Rad51C-Rad51D-XRCC2 complex; replication fork; centrosome. NCBI's taxonomy places the organism in Eukaryota, Metazoa, Echinodermata, Asteroidea, Valvatida, Asterinidae. The record is from RefSeq and is a predicted model, not a curated record. The transcript has 3 exons. The coding region runs from base 76 to 1332 and encodes 418 amino acids. Gene Ontology annotation, molecular function: four-way junction DNA binding; ATP-dependent DNA damage sensor activity; ATP hydrolysis activity.
UUACUGUCUUGUCUCCUGUCUUCAUGAUUGGUCAAUGCAUAAAAUCCGGUAAGGGGUAGCAAUCUAUCAUCAAGGAUGGCCGCGGGUUUUUCAGAAACCGGUGCGCAGCUUUUUGCUCGCCUGGGUGCCAAACCCUCUCUGGAGGCCCUUGACCCCCUGCUGUUUCCACCUUCUCGCGCCCUUCACCCCGGCGACGCGGUUGAGCUCUACGGGCCCAGCGGAUGCGGGAAGACGGAGCUGCUCCUCCAUCUCAUCAGCAACUGCAUCCUCCCCGAGACCUGGAGAGGGGCGGAGCUUGGCGGCCUGGGGGUGGGCGUGAUCCUGGUGGAUGCUGAUUUCCAGUUCUCCAUGCUACGGCUGUUUCAGGUUCUCGAGAGGAGGAUAGUGGAUGAGGUGGACAGGACGAAAGAAAGGAGUGAGCGUUUGAAGGAGCACCUGGCUAAACGCAAGGAUGCAUCAAAUCCCAGCCUGAGCACCAACUCAAAAACCGAAAAUGUGCAAUCUGGAUCAGACACAUGUGAAAUGUGCAAGAAAUUGAAUGGCAGGAUGAAUGCGAAUGGUGCUGCAGGUCAGCAAGCUACUAGCAAAGAGCCUCGUUUCUGUGAUGAUCACCGAACGAGUAAACAAACUGGCAAGAAGAGGACAAGAACUGGUGAAAUCAUUUUGUGCAAUGGUGACGAGUGUAAUAAUUCUAGGACUAACGAGCAGCUUGAUAGUAGUAUUGUCAAAGAAGAUGAGACCCUGUUUGAGGAGCCAACGGCUGACCAGAUCGAGGCGUUCAUCAGAACUUGCCUGAACCGGUUCUAUCUGGUUCGAGCCGGUGCGAGCAGCGACCAGCUCAUUAUUACUUUGCAUUCGCUGGAAUCUCUCAUUGCCAACCGGCCUGAUGUGAGUGUUUUGAUGCUGGAGAACGUCGCGGCUUUCUAUUGGAUAGAUAGGAUGAAUGGGGGCGUGGCCUCAGCCCAGGAGGCCAAUCAGAGGAGAGUGGUGGGCGUCAUCAAGCGCCUAAUUGGUGAAUACCAGCUGGUGCUAGUGGCGACCAAGCCGGCCCUCAUCCAGCGCAACCGACGGAACAACUUUUGGAAUGAAGAUCCGACCACACCAACUACACGUUCAAAUACAUCUCAUUCGGAUUAUGAGCAUCACGAGUUCAUGUGCAGUGCCUGGAAUAAGCUAAUCACCCAUCGGUUUGUCAUGAGGAGACACGAACAUGUAGUUCAUGCAAAGAAUCUAGUUACAACUCAAUCGUACUACACAGCACUUCGAACUCUCCCAACUCCGGAUCAUCUCUGCAGAUUUGCCAUUUCAAAUAAGGGCGUUGUUUACCAGUGAAACGUGGUACCAGCAUCCAUGUCUGGCUAGUCUUUCCAUAAAAUGUGACAAAAUUUUAACUAUUCAGCAUCAGAUGAAUUGCAAAAAUCCAAAGAAUUCAGUACUUUCAGAAUUCAGAACUAUAUCAGUCUCGGUCAUGAUUUGUGGGGUAUCCAAAUCAGGUGUAAAACAUCCAUUAUUCCAAACUCCCUAGGGUGAUUUACUAGGAACCUUCCUCAUCCUUGCAAAUCCCAACACUAUAUGGUAAACUGUGCACAUAAACAGUUUGACUCUGUUUAUUUGUGGUAUGUCUAAUCCCACGUAAAACACAGUCAGUUUACUAGUGCAGUACUAAUCCUAACAGAUUCCAACAAACCCUGGUGUUGGAGUUUGGCUGGAUGGGGAUCGUUAGGAUUAUAGAACAAUCCAAUAUUAUGAGAAGUUGAGCAGAUUUUUCGGGAGAGUUUUUACACUGUAAUGUUGGUUAGCAUCCCAAAACAAGUUAAACAACUGGACUUAUUUUAAAUCUAGAAUACCAAAAAAAAAAUUUCAAGCCAAACUCCUCGACUGCUUUUCAAAUUGGACAGAACUGUUAACAUGCAUCACAUUAAAUUAGUUGCUUCAACAAAAUAGAGAUUUUAUUGGAUCCAUACAAAUGUAUUUACAUAUAAUUACAACUUUUGUACAUUUUAUCAAACCUUUGCAUGAUAUAUGACAUGUACAUGGCUUGAUUUCAUCAAGAUGUUUAAACUGUUUAACAUUUUUACUUCAUACAUGUAUUUGUGAAAUAAAUAUUCAAAAUUACAUUGACUAUCUCCACAAACGAAGCAUCUGCCAAUGUAAUUUUAACCCAUAUGUAUGCGCAACUUACAUAAUAAAUUGUGGUGCAAGUGGACUUACGCCGUGAAAUCAAUGUGAAAUCGACUGCUGGUUUUUUAAUGCAUGCACAAAACAUACACAAACAUAUUCAAAGCCUUUGUCGAGAGAAGGUGAACACAAUAAAAUACAAUACCAAAAGUGUAAGCAACUUCAAAUAA